This is a messenger RNA of Synchytrium microbalum, 1023 nucleotides long. It is a transcript of the gene FBP1, whose product is annotated as fructose-bisphosphatase. The transcript is spliced from 6 exons. Gene Ontology annotation, cellular component: cytosol; cytoplasm. The record is from RefSeq and is a predicted model, not a curated record. Lineage: Eukaryota; Fungi; Chytridiomycota; Chytridiomycetes; Synchytriales; Synchytriaceae. Gene Ontology annotation, molecular function: fructose 1,6-bisphosphate 1-phosphatase activity. Gene Ontology annotation, biological process: sucrose biosynthetic process; gluconeogenesis; fructose 1,6-bisphosphate metabolic process. The coding region runs from base 1 to 1023 and encodes 340 amino acids.
AUGGACCAUCAGGGCAAUGCAGAGACGCGUACAGACAUCAUUACGCUGACAAACCACAUUCUGUCGUCCCAGCAACAGCACAAGGAAGCUACGGGCGACAUGACCAUAUUGUUGAACUCGAUUGGAAGUGCUUGCAAAUGGGUAUCAAACUGUGUCAGAAAGGCGGAGCUACUGAAAGUCAUCGGCCUAACUGGCGGUCAAAACGUCCAAGAAGAAAACGUACAAAAACUAGACAUGCUCUCAAACGAAAUCAUGGUCAACCUCCUCAGAUCCUCCGGAAAGACAGCCGUCCUUGUUUCCGAGGAGGAUGAAGAGGCUCUAUUCAUCGAGGGACAGCAAAAGGGAAUGUAUUGUGUCGUCUUUGAUCCGCUGGAUGGAAGUAGUAAUAUUGAUUGUGGAGUGUCUAUUGGCACCAUAUUUGGCAUUUACAAGUUGAAAGAAGGAUCAAAGGGCACCUUGUCUGAUGUGUUGAGACCUGGCACUGAGAUGGUUGCUGCUGGUUACUGCAUGUAUGGAUCUUCCACCGUCCUCGUAUUGACAACAGGACCAUCUGAUUUACAUGGAUACACUCUUGAUCCAAAUUUGGGUGAAUUCGUAUUGACUCAUCCCAAUAUCAAAAUCGGAAAGAAAAAAAUCUACUCAAUAAAUGAAGGAAACGCACAUACAUUCGAUGAUGCAGUCAAGAGUUAUAUCCAGACAUUGAAGUUCCCAGCUGAAGGACAAACGGGCAAAUUUACGCCUUAUUCAGCUAGAUAUGUGGGGAGUAUGGUUGCUGAUGUCCACCGAACAUUAUUAUACGGAGGUGUAUUCAUGUACCCAGGCGCCAAACUCCGAAUCCUUUACGAAUGCUUCCCAAUGUCACUCAUCGUUGAAGCUGCCGGUGGCAAAGCAUCGAAUGGUCGCAAAAGAAUAUUGGAUUUGAUACCUGAAAAGAUUCAUGCUCGAUCUGGCAUCUUCUUGGGUACUGCUGCCGAAGUUGAUGCUAUUGAGGCUGCGUAUAAGAAGCUGGAUGCAAAGCAUUGA